AUGCCUAAGAUCACGGGAAUCUUCUUCGACUGUGACAACACGCUUGUCCUGUCGGAAGAGCUGGCCUUCGAAGCAUGCGCCGAUCUUGCUAACGAGAUUCUUGCGAAGCGCAACAUCCCUGAUCGCUACACCGGCGGGCAGCUGAUUCAGGACUUCGUUGGUCAGAACUUCCGCGGGAUGAUGAUUUCUCUUCAAGCCAAGUACAAGUUCGAGAUGUCCAAGGAAGAGCUUGAGGAGUAUGUGAUAAAGGAAGAGGAUGAGGUCAUCGGCAAGCUCAACGAAAAGGCACAGCCUUGCGUUGGUGCCAACGAGCAGCUGAAGGAGAUCUUCGAGUCCAAGAAGUAUGACCUUGCUGUCGUCUCCUCCUCCGCCCUGCGCCGUGUCAAAGCCUCCAUCAAGAAGGUUGGACAGGACAAAUACUUCGAUGACAACCUCAUCUUCAGCGCUGCUAGCUCCCUUCCCAAGCCCACUUCCAAGCCUGAUCCUGCUAUCUACCUACAUGCCCUUGAGGUGUGCAAGAAGAAGCCCGAAGAAGUGGUUGCCAUUGAGGACAGCAAGUCUGGUGCUUUGAGUGCCAUCCGCGCCGGUAUCCCUGUCAUUGGUUACGUCGGCAGCUACCCUGGUGAUGACAAGAAGCUUGAGAUGUCCCAGCGUCUGGAAGAACUCGGUGCUAAGGUGAUCAUGAAGGACUGGAGCGAGUUCAAAAAGUGCCUUGGGGAGAUCGAAAAACUCUAA
Aspergillus fischeri NRRL 181 is the source of this 735-nucleotide messenger RNA. RefSeq names its product HAD family hydrolase. The transcript has 2 exons. NCBI's taxonomy places the organism in Eukaryota, Fungi, Ascomycota, Eurotiomycetes, Eurotiales, Aspergillaceae. Bases 1 to 735 code for a protein of 244 amino acids. The record is from RefSeq and is a predicted model, not a curated record.